Molecule: messenger RNA, 1569 nt
Organism: Amoebophrya sp. A120
Lineage: Eukaryota; Dinophyceae; Syndiniales; Amoebophryaceae
Source: the annotation of a GenBank genome assembly
CACAGGAUGGACGAUAGCGACCGACCCUGAACUGCGAAAACCUUACAUCCAGUUCCAGGCAGCAUGAGAAACCGGAAGCGGCGGCCUUUUCUUAGUCCCCGCUUGUCGUUCUUGCCGACAACAACUGCGACGCUUUUAUUUUUCGUCCAAUGGACGAGCCACUACUACCCUCUCGUUGGUCUUGCCACGGCUGCCGCGACUGCUGCGGGGGAAGAGCAAGCUCGGCGAAGUACCGAAAAGGAGAAAGAUGCAAAAAUCCCCUACCAGCAUGAUUCUGUACUUCCUCACACCGUCGCAGGACAGCUCGGGGAAGUGUUCGAGAACCGUGUCGACCACGUUGGACUAGUACCACCAAGCAGCACGACCGAAGCUAGUCGUCCUACAACUACGAGCACAAGUUCCGUUUAUUCCGAUGUUCUUCUUUCCGGAGAGGGAAAGAACAACAACAGGAAAAAUAGGCCGUCCUCUUGGUCUGCUAGGGGAGCCAAGGCUCCUCCUGCACAGCAAGAUGACAGUAGCAAACGCAGCAGGAGAGACCGCUUCCGUCGUGAGGCGAUCAGAAGUUCGUACAACCGCCGAGCCGGAAUGGUGCCGUUGGUGCGCAUGCUGGGGAACAAACUUUUUUCCGGAAAUUUCGUUCGGAGUAGAGGGAAUAGUUGGGUGAAGAAAACAGACCACGGAGUGAUGAAGUCGACGAGCAGAAGAAGUGGAGAUGAGAUCAGAACCACUCCAGCGGGGAGAUCUUCAUCUGCGGCGCAUGACAACAAUAUGGUAGACUUCGCUGCACUAGAGAAACAGCAGCGCCAGAAGUUUGCAGCGGGCCCGUUUGACGUUUCGGAGGGACAUAAUCCGGAGCUGACUGGUGAAAGCGAGCUUUCGGACAAGCCACAUCAGCAGCAGCAGCAACUGCCUUCCGAAAUGACCAGCAAGACGUCGCCGGUUUCGGAAAUUCUGGACCUGCCUUCGAAGCGCGAAAUGGCAGUAAAACCUCCCGUCGAGAAGGUGGAGCAGUCGGGGCCAGAAAGAAGAGACCAAAUUCCUACAGAUGACGCAGGUUCAGCGGGAGCAGUGUUCAAAACCACACGACCUAACGCGGAAGUAGCUCAUCUCUCCGGUUUGGAAAAGGCAAAACAGCACGCGCUUCUUGCGGCGAAGGAAAUUUUCGGUCUUGAUGAAGCGAAGGUCAACACGGAGAUCCAAGACAGGAAAAAAUUUUCUUCCACAUCGUCGGAACUGGUAAAAGAGAUGAAAGCAGAAGAAAAGGAUCUAAAGAUCCAAGACCAAACAACAACGGCCUCAUCAUCGAAGCAGAUGCCCGGUUACCGCCCCAACGGUGUGCACGCGCCCAUCAACGGCAAGGGCGCCGGAAAUUUGCCGCAUAACUACGUUCCCGUGCCUCCAAGUAGACGUCACAAUUCCCAUUCAUCCGCGAGAUCUUCGCAUUACCCAAACGCGUUCCCCGACCCGGCGGAAAGAAGCCCCCGCGGCACUCCUCCCGCUUUGAGUGCGGACGACGCGGCGACGUUAAUCCGCAAGAGCCAGCGGCGGGAGAGAAGAGACGAAAGCCAC